AUGUCAGAACCUGUAUAUUCGACACCUGAGUGGUAUCUCAAGGCCCAAGACAAGGACGUCAGCAGCGACAUAGGCAGAUUGACUGUUUAUCACCUUGGGUUCAAGCAAGCAACUGACGGGACUCUUGUAUUCCCAACAAUUGACUUUUCCAAUAGGCCUCGAUCUAUACUGGAUGUUGGAACCGCAGAUGGUCUUUGGAUGAGGGAAGUUCAAUCCGCAAUUGCCGCUCCAGGUGAAGGUAACCAUACCUUUAUCGGCACUGAUAUCAAUACUUCUUUCUUCCCCACCAACACGGAUAGUAUCACAUACGUGAAACAAGACAUCAAAGAUCCAACACCAAACUCUUGGGAAGACUCCUUCAAUCUCAUCAACCUUCGCAUGAUUCUUAUCGCCGCUGGUUCAGGCACCGCUCAACGCGCUGUUGUCAAUGAGCAUAUCAAACUUCUCAAACCAGGCGGUUGGAUUCAAAUUGGCGAUUGUGAUCGCAUCUGCCCGACUUCUGAAUCUGAAAAUCCACGCUAUCACGAUAUGUUCGCGUGUAUCCGAGCUGUCUGUCAAUCUUCCGGGCUGGACCCUCUUGAGGCGCCAAAGAUGAAGUCUUGGCUGCUGGAGGCGGGGCUUGAGGGUGUACACGAACGGACUGCGAUGAGGGCUGUUGGGAAACGGAAUUCGGAUGAGGAGUUGGGGAGACUGGGAGUUGAAGCGGAUUUGAUCAUUGCGAAGGGGUUUGCGGCGGGUGCGAAGUCUUUGGAUUCAUCUGUUAGGCCACUGUCUGAUGAGCGGUUGGAUUCGCUUGUGAAGGAUCUGGAGAUUGAGUUGAACGAAACGGGAGCGUAUUUCCCCAUGCGUUUCAUUUGGGGCAGAAAACCACUCUAA
Molecule: messenger RNA, 876 nt
Organism: Fusarium sp. VM40
Lineage: Eukaryota; Fungi; Ascomycota; Sordariomycetes; Hypocreales; Nectriaceae
Source: the annotation of a GenBank genome assembly